UUUCCCCUUUUUGCAGCGGAUCCAAGCUCAGCGGCUGCUUCCCUGGGGCUGCUUGUACUAACGCGGCAUGGAGCAGCGAGCUGAGCUCAGCGUUGGAUGCCGAGGGCUGCUCCUAAAUGAGAAACAUCUGGUGCCGAGCAAGCUUGGACCAAGCGCCCAUUGGCUGCCGCGGGUCAGGACGAAGGGAGGAGUCCCGCCGUUUUAAAGCCAUGACAUCAUUUUCGUCUUGAGUGGCCUUGGGAGACGAGAACGGGGAGCCUCGCUUCAGCCCCAGGAAAUGGAGUCGUGGAGCGAGGCGCCGUCGGUGCGAUCCGGGCUCCGUGAUGACAACAGCAUCCUCUGGGAUUGACAUCUGGGUAGGAGCGACUGAGGAAGGCUUGGAGACUUGGUCAGCCGUAGCGUCUGCCUCCAGAUCCUUGGAAAAAGGAAAUGAUGUCUGAAACCAAGCUGCAGGGAGAGAUGAAGCCAGAAGGAGGCAGCAGCGAGCCAAUGACAACCCAAGAGCUUCUUCAGAGACUCCGGGAGCUGGAGGCAGAGAAUUCCGCUUUGGCACAAGCCAAUGAGAACCAGCGAGAGACGUAUGAACGCUGCCUGGAUGAGGUAGCCAAUCACGUGGUGCAGGCACUGUUAAACCAAAAGGACCUUCGUGAGGAAUGCAUCAAGUUGAAAAAGCGGGUCUUUGACCUUGAGCGUCAGAAUCAGGCCCUGAGUGAUCUCUUCCACCAGAAGCUGACAUCUGGCUCUCUCUCCCAGCUCCCAGCCCGUCCUGCUUCCUUGCUCUCGGACACACCAUCCAGCUCCCUGCCGGGCACGGUAGAGAAGCUCCCGGCUCCGUUCCCUUUUGGACGCUGCAUUUUGCAGAGAGAGGCUAUCUCAGAGGAGCAGUGUGUUGGCAUUCCUGGGCCCAGCCCCCAGUCGCUGGAAGCCCUGUCUCCAUUCCUGCGGAAGAAAGCCCAGAUCCUGGAGGUGCUUCGCUCCCUGGAAGAGAUGGACCCCCUGCUGGCCUUCCCUUCUCCUUGGAGAGAGGCCGGGCAGCCUGGCUCCCCAGAAGGUGUGACGGCUGAUGCCUGGCCCUGCCUGCUCCUAGCACAGGGGGAGGUUGUGCCUGAGCAGCCUCCACUGAAGGGAGAGGGCAGCUCUUCCUCCUCGUCAGAUGAGGCUGGCGAAUCUGACCCCCCCGAGAAAGGGCACCCUCGGCAGGUGCUGCUGAGUGCACUGGCUGAGCACAAGUUGGACUUGGGGGACGUGGAAACCUACCUGCAACAGGUUCUGAGGGAGGCAGGCGAGAACGCCCUGCUCAAUGGGGAGCCCAAUGGGCCCUGUGCAAUGGAAGGCUCCGGGGGCCAAGUCAGUAGCUACAAGCACAUCCAGGCUGUCAGCUGCCUGGAAGGCUUGGGGCCUCCAAGGGAGCCAGCCUGCCUUGGUGUCUUAGCGCCAAGUGAGGGCAAGGACAAGUCUCGGCAAGGCCCACCCAUCCCCUCUCCCUCCAAGGUGCUCAAGUUGCUGAAGAUGCCUCCGCCACCCAGCCCUGCCGCCCUCCGGCUCAGCCCGCAGCUCACCCGCAGCUCCAAAAUCCCCUGCCGGAGCAACACAUAUGAGGUGUACCACUCUCCUGCCCCCAGCCGCAAGGGCUCCCCGGACAGUCCUUUCCCUGUCGACCCCAACCUAGCUGGAGGCCACCCCUCUCCCAAGGCGGGUCGGCACCUCGUUCCAGUGCCACCCAAAAUCACACCGACUUCCCCAGAUCCUUUUGGCUACCACAAGCCCCAUGAGUAUGAGAACGUCUUGGAGCUCUCUCUCAGCAGUGCCAUCAGCGCUCCUCCUCAACCACCCCAAGACACCAAGCCGGACAUGUCUGAAGCGCUCUCGCCUGCCUGCCCCUCGGCACCUCUCCGGCCAAUGCUGUCUGGUGAUGUUUCCCUGGAGCCCUGCCCCUUCGCUGGUGGGCGAGAGAAGCUAGGGCCCGAGAGUCGGCACUCCCCACCUCUUGCUCGCCGAAACACAGAUGGCUGCAGGAAGGUGGCGAACGGCCCAAGCAAGCGGGCCUCUGAGGUGGCCAACAUGCCCUUCAAGGAACGGCUCACUGUACUCGGCAGGCUGAAGGGCGCUGAGGGGAAGGAGCCAGCAGGUUUUGAGAAGGGAAGGGUCCCAGCCCGGCCCUGUGAGCGAGCGGAGGGCUAUUCCGAGGCCCACCCCAGGUUGGGCACUGGGAGCAGCAGCCUCAAGCACCACGAGCCUUGCCACGGUGGCGAGCCGGCCCCCCGGUGCUACUCGUCUCACUCCGUUGGCUCCCGUGGCAACGAUGCUGCUGAGCACCAUGUCUCCAAGAAUCGUCUGGUGGGAACCCCAGCCGCCAGGAACCCGGCCAAGCCCCCGCCGCCCGGGAAGGCUGCAAAGAGCCCUCACGGGAGCCCUACCAAAUUACCUUCCAAAUCCCCGACCAAGGCCCCGGCACAGGACCCCAAGCCAUGCCUGCCGCCAGCCAAGCCGCCCACCGGUGCAGGGCGUAAGAACCCGCCUUGCCCGGACCCCGCCCCUAAGGGCAAGCCUGGGCCUCCCGCCAGCAUCGAAGAGAAGGUGAUGAAAGGCAUUGAGGAGAACGUUCUGCGGAGGCACAAAGGGGGCCCAGCGGCCGGCGAGGCAAAGCAGAAGAACUCGAGCGGCCUCGCCAGCUGGUUUGGCCUGCGGAAGAGCAAACUGCCUGCCCUCAGCCGUAGGCCCGAAGCCCCCAAAGUCAAGGAGGGCAAAAUGGCCUCUCGCAGACUGGAAGCGGAGAGCCUGAACAUUUCCAAGCUCAUGGAGAAGGCAGAGGAUCUUCGCAAGGCCCUGGAGGAGGAAAAGGCCUACAUCAACGGGUUGGCCCUGGACAAGCCCCGGCCCCAUGCCUGCGACACCGGCCACAGCCAGCUCACCCUCAUGUACCAGGAGGUGACUGCUGAGAACUUCAUGCAGCAGCUGCUCAACAGGGUGGAUGGGAAAGAGGCACCAUUUGAGACACACCUGGAGCAGAAGAAUGAGCUGCAGAGGGGGCUGCAUGAUGCCAAAGACCCCCGGCUCAUCCGACCUCCACGCAACGGCAUUGUUGGGCACCUCCAUGCCUGUCCUGAGGCCCCUCCCAAGCUUCGUGAUGCCACUUUGCGAGAGGAGAUCCCAUCCGAUGACAGCCUGGCUGACUCUGUGACUUCCCAACACUUUGCAGUGUGUACCUCCCUGACGCGGACCCUGGACAGCGGCAUUGGUACCUUCCCACCUCCGGACUACUGCAGUGGCAUGCCCUGUAAGAGUGUGCCGAAGCUGAGACCCCGACUGGACCCUCCACCAGCUGGCCCUCUGCCAGUUAGGGCCCCCCCACCUGUCACCAGGGUGCCUCGCAAAGCCCGCACCCUGGAGAGGGAGGUGCCAAGUGCAGAGGACCUGCUGGGGCCUAGCAAGCACCAAAGCAUGCCCGCUUUCCAUGGUGUCUUAACCAGCACCGAGCCAUCUCCCGGGCAUCGUGAUCGCAGAGGCUGCCAAGAAGAUCUCUGCAGUGAGCCCAGGAAGCCGCGACACACCCCACAGAGCAAGAACUGGACAUUCCCCAAUGCCAAAGCAUCUGCUGGCACUGAUCCUUUCCUUUGUUCUCCUCAAAGACUGGAGGGGCUUCAUGGCUCUGCAAUGGGCUCAGCUUGCAGCAUUGGUGAGAGGAGACGGACCUCGUCGGAUGGGCCUCAGGCCUCGCCGGCCUUCAGCACCAGCAGUAGCCGCACUCCCAGUGCUUCUGACGUGGGUGAAGAGGGCAGUACAGAGGCCCGUUCACGGGAUAUGGGGCCGGAAGGGCAGGCCGGCCUGGAGAACUCUGAGUCCCUCAGUGACUCUCUGUAUGACAGCUUGUCCUCAUGCGGCAGCCAGGGCUGAGCAUGGGGGUGGGAUGGGGGCACAGUUGAGGCACUGCUUCCUUGGCUGACACCACCACCUGCUCCUGCCUGGUGCUUCAAAGGGCCCAGCACUGCUCACAGGAUCCUUCUUGAUUCUCCCAAACCAAAUCUUGGCCCUGCACCAGAACAUGAUGUGUCUUCCACACCCAGCGCUCCUGCCUCCUCCCAAACAGGGAAGCAGGACCUUUAACCAGGACUUUGUCUGUCAAGAGAAGGGGUAGGGGGCCAGAAGAAGAAAGGAGAAUGGGGGGGGCGGGCAGGAGCUGGCCAUGUGCAUUUGCUCCCUCUGCAUUAGGCCUGCUUAACUAUGGGUCGUGGAUCCUCGGGUUUGCUAAGUAGACAUCCCUUUGGCUGAAGCACUGGGGGCGGGAGUGGGAUCUCUCUUGCCUUGCCACUUCCUCGGCCAGCUUGCUGGGAUUGUAAAUUCACUGUGGGAUGAGUUGGGUUCUAGUAUCCUGUGGCAGCUGGAGUUGGCUGUUCGGUAUAGAGGGUAGUUUCCUAAGGGGUAAGUCUUCACAGUUAGUUAACAGCUCUCUAUCUGGAACUUCCACCAGCUCAACAGGCCAGUCCUGACCGCCAUUUUGCAGGCCAGAAGCAGAACACAAAAGACUUAGGAGGACACAGGAAUAUCCAAGUGGUCGUGUCCUUGCCAUGCUUAUCCCCCCUCAUGUGGAGGAACAUCCCAUAUUGGCAACCAUAAAAGCUACUCCGCCUCCUUUACCUCACUGAUUGUGCAAAGUCUCGUCUAAGCAUAUUACCUAAGCCAUUUGGCCUUUUGAUGCUUGGAGAGCACAGGAGACUUUGCCAAAUUCAGGAUUUCCCCCUCACCUGGAAGAAGAGUGGGGGUACUUACAGCCCACCCCUUUGGUUCAAGGGUAUAGCUGUUGGACUGUACCAAACAGAAGGGUGGGGGCGGGCUGUGUUGGGUGGGAUAGUACCUCAGCGGCUCUCUUGCCACAGUCUCCCAGCAUUCCCUUGGUUCACUCUUCUCUCCAACCCAGACCGACCAACCAACUGGUUGGGCUCCUUCUCCACAAGAUUCUUGUAUCCCUGGAACUGAGAGCUACUGUGGCUCCAGGAGGGACAGCUGGGCCCCUCACUACUUACCCCUUCCAUGUAAUUUUUUUGGUAAACAUUAAGUUAUUAAUGUUGCUGUUUGUUUAGUUUCCACCCAGUCAAGCUGCCUCUUUGCUCCUUUCCCUGUUUCUAUGGGAGCCAGGUUGGUUCCCCAGAUGGUGCUAUUUGGCUGUGUACAGGCCCUUUCCCUCACGUCUUGCUUUUGUUUCCCUCCCCCUCCUUUUUAAAAAAUUUGAUAUUUUUUUUAAAUAUUAAGAUGUUGUUUGCUCCUUUUCUUAUUUAUAUAAGUUAUUGUGGAACGAGGCUGUUUAUUGUCUGAUCUCCCAGAAAAUAAAGGGAAACAAAAAAAGAGA
Molecule: messenger RNA, 5344 nt
Organism: Hemicordylus capensis (graceful crag lizard)
Lineage: Eukaryota; Metazoa; Chordata; Lepidosauria; Squamata; Cordylidae
Gene: NCKAP5L
Product: NCK associated protein 5 like
Exons: 13
Coding region: 430-3894 (1154 amino acids)
Biological process (GO): microtubule bundle formation; microtubule depolymerization
Cellular component (GO): microtubule plus-end
Source: RefSeq, a predicted model, not a curated record